Candoia aspera is the source of this 6895-nucleotide messenger RNA. RefSeq names its product mediator complex subunit 12L (gene MED12L). Gene Ontology annotation, biological process: regulation of transcription by RNA polymerase II. NCBI's taxonomy places the organism in Eukaryota, Metazoa, Chordata, Lepidosauria, Squamata, Candoiidae. Gene Ontology annotation, cellular component: mediator complex. The transcript has 44 exons. The coding region runs from base 1 to 6510 and encodes 2169 amino acids. Gene Ontology annotation, molecular function: transcription coregulator activity; beta-catenin binding. The record is from RefSeq and is a predicted model, not a curated record.
AUGGCCGCCUUCGGGCUCCUGAGCUAUGAGCAGAGACCUCUCAAACGGUCCCGCUUGGGGCCGCCCGACGUCUAUCCUCAAGACCCCAAGCAGAAGGAGGAUGAGUUAACUGCUGUGAAUGUAAAGCAAGGUUUCAGUAAUCAGCCAGCUUUCUCAGGAGAUGAACAUGGGUCUGCUAGAAAUAUUGUUAUUAACCCAUCAAAGAUUGGUGCUUAUUUUAGCAGCAUAUUAGCAGAGAAGUUAAAACUUAAUACAUUCCAGGAUACAGGAAAGAAGAAAUUGCAAGUAAAUGCUAAAGACAAUUACUGGCUAGUUACUGCUCGUUCCCAGAGUGCAAUUCAUACUUGGUUUGCAGAUUUGGCAGGAAAUAAGCCACUGACUUUCCUAGCAAAAAAGGUCCCAAUUCUCAGCAAAAAGGAAGACGUUUUUGCAUAUUUAGCAAGAUACUCUGUGCCACUGUUGAGAGCAGCAUGGUUGAUAAAAAUGACUUGUGCCUACUACUCAGCCAUCUCUGAAGCUAAAAUCAAGAAACGCCAGGCAGCUGAUCCAAAUCUUGAAUGGACUCAAAUCUCUACCAGGUACCUAAGAGAACAGUUGGUAAAGAUUGCAGAAUUUUAUCACAUGACUACAAGCCAAGGCAAAAACUCGGUAGUUGUACCUCGUGAGGUGGAACAAGCCCUGAAGCAGUGGGAAUAUAAUGAAAAAUUGGCAUUUUAUAUGUUCCAGGAAGGAAUGCUUGAAAGACACGAAUAUUUAACAUGGAUCCUGGAUGUCUUGGAAAAAAUAAGACCAGCUGAUGAUGAACUUUUAAAACUGCUCCUACCGCUAAUGCUGCAGUUUUCUGAAGAGUUUGUUCAGUCAGCCUACCUGUCGCGUCGACUUGCUUAUUUCUGUGCCAGAUGUGUUUCUUUAUUGAUAAGUGACAAUACUAACCUCAUAGCUGCCCAUUCACCUCAUAUUAUUAUUGGACCAAAUAAUCCUCCUCUGGCAGCUCCCAGCUCUUCUACUACUGGUACUGUAGUCAGUCCUGCACAGCUUGCCUGCUCAGAUUUCCUUUCCUGCCCACAACACCGUCCUCUUGUGUAUGGCCUGAGCUGUAUGCUACAGACUAUAACUCUCUGUUGCCCAAGUGCCUUGGUGUGGAAUUAUUCUACAAAUGAAAGUAAAAACAUAAAUCCUGGCUCACCUUUGGAUUUACUUCAGGUUGCUCCAUCUAGUUUACCAAUGCCAGGAGGAAAUUCUGUAUUCAAUCAGCAGGUUCGUGCAAAGAUUUAUGAAGUAGAACAGCAGAUAAAACAGAGGGGCUGUGCUGUGGAAGUACGGUGGUCAUUUGACAAGUGCCAAGAAUCAACUGCAGGGGUUACUAUCAGCCGUGUUUUGCACACUUUGGAGGUUUUGGAUAGACACUGCUUUGAUCGUUCAGAUUCUAGCAACUCAAUGGAAAGCCUUUAUAACAAGAUUUUCUGGGGAAACCAUAAUAAGGAUAACCAGGAGGUUGCACCUAAUGAUGAAGCUGUUAUAACACUGCUUUGUGAAUGGGCUGUGAGCAGUAAAAGAUCUGGCAAGCACAGGGCAAUGGCUGUAGCUCAACUAUUGGAAAAGAGGCAAGCUGAAAUUGAGGCAGAAAGAUGUGGUGAAGUUGAAAUCUUGGAUGAAAAGGAGUCCAUUUCUUCAGCGUCUCUUGCUGGAUCUAGCCUCCCUGUUUUCCAGAAUGUUCUCCUUAGAUUUUUAGAUACUCAAGCCCCCUCGUUAUCUGAUCCAAACAGUGAAUAUGAGAAAACAGAAUUUGUGAACCUGGUGCUGCUUUUUGGUGAAUUUAUACGGCAUGAUGUUUUCUCGCAUGAUGCUUACAUGUGCACUUUAAUAUCACGUGGAGACUUAUCUGUCACUGCAGCUUCUAGAUCACGCUCACCGACUGGGGAAAACAUGGAAGAGCAGUAUUCUAAGGAACAAGAUGUGAAACUGGAGGAACAUAGUCUUAUGGAGCACAUGUAUAUUGACUCAGGAACCACUAAUAUUUUUGAUGAUGUAGACAAGAAUGACUUUAAGACAGACUUUGGUUCGGAAUUUCCAAUCUUUUCUCCAAUGCCUGGGGAAUCUUGUGAGAAUCUGAAUUCAGUACCAAUACAAGACAGACGAGCUUCAAUGAAUAAUGAAAAGUCUACAAAGAAAGAAAAAGUAAGGGAGCUGAUUUUUCCAUCAAACUACCACCUCCUUCGACAUUUGCAAUAUGCAACACAUUUUCCUAUACCUUUGGAUGUAUCAUCAAGUCAUGAAUGUAAUCAGCGCAUGAUACUUCUUUAUGGAGUUGGCAAGGAACGUGAAGAGGCAAGGCAUCAACUAAAGAAGAUUACCAGAGAUAUCCUGAAAAUCCUAAAUAAGAAAAACACUUCUGAAAUGAGUGGUGGUGAUGAAGGUCCAAAAGUCAGGAAGAACAAGCAAGAGGCAUUCCCAACUUUAGAAACUGUAUUUACAAAACUUCAGCAGCUCUCAUACUUUGACCAGCAUCAAGUGACCAGUCAGAUCUCCAACAAUGUUCUGGAGCAGAUUACUAGUUUUGCAUCAGGAACAUCAUACCAUCUUCCACUAGCUCAUCACAUAGAAUUUAUCUUUGAUCUAAUGGAACCUGCUUUAAAUAUUAAUGGACUUAUUGACUUUGCUGUUCAGCUGCUGAAUGAGCUGAGUGUGGUGGAAGCUGAACUACUGCUGAAGUCAUCCGGCCUGGCAGGAAGUUAUACAACUGGACUGUGUGUUUGCAUUGUAGCUGUGCUAAGGCAUUAUCAUGCCUGCCUCAUUUUGAAUCCAGAUCAAACCGCUCAGGUUUUUGAAGGAUUAUGUGGUGUGGUCAAACAUGUAGUCAAUCCAUCAGAAUGCUCAUCUCCUGAAAGAUGUAUUUUAGCCUAUCUGUAUGAUCUCUAUGGGUCCUGUAGCCAUCUCAGAAGCAAAUUUGGAGACCUUUUCAGUAGUGCCUGUUCAAAGGUAAAACAGACUAUAUAUAGCAAUGUUCAACCUUCAAAUUCCAAUUUGUUGUGGGAUCCUGAAUUCAUGUUGGAUUUUAUUGAGAAUCCCUCCAUUCACAGCCUCAAAUAUUCAAUGUUGGGCAAGAUUCUGAGUGACAAUGCACCUAGUCGCUAUAGCUUUGUGUGUAAUGCACUAAUGAAUGUCUGCAUGGGCCAUCAAGAUGCAGGCAGAAUUAAUGAUAUUGCCAACUUGUGUGCAGAGUUAACUGCUUGCUGUACAGUGCUAAGUUCAGAAUGGUUAGGGGUUUUGAAAGCCCUUUGCUGUUCCUCAAAUCAUGUCUGGGGAUUUAAUGAUCUUCUCUGCAGUGUGGAUGUGAGUGAUCUGUCAUUCCAUGAUUCAUUGGCCACCUUUGUUGCAAUACUAAUAGCUCGACAAUGUUUUUUCCUUGAGGAUGUAGUUCAACACGUAGCUCUUCCUUCUUUACUUACAGCAGCUUGUGGAGAUCCAGAUGCUGAGCCAGGGGCAAGGAUGACCUGCCGGCUUCUUCUACAUCUCUUUCGAACACCCAAGGUUUCCCUAUUGUCAAGUGAAAAAUGUUUCCCAGGAAUUCGGUCAUCUUGUGAUCGCCGCCUUUUAACUGCUGCUCACAACAGCAUAGAAGUGGGAGCAGUAUUUGCUGUUCUGAAAGCAAUUCUGAUGCUUGGUGAUGCUGAAAUUGGAAGCAACAAUAUCCCCUCCUUCAAAAAUUCAGAUUACUCAGUGCAAAGAUUAUUGGGAGAUCUAAACGAUGAUGAGAUAUGGGAUGCUGCCUCACAGUCUUUGUGUGGAAAAGCCAUUUCCAUAGAAACUGCUACUCUCAGUGAAUAUGCUAGAUAUGUACUAAGGAGCAUUUGUCAGCAGGAAUGGGUGGGGGAACACUGCUUGAAAGAACCUGAAAGGCUGUGUACUGACAAAGAUCUUAUCCUGGAUCCAGUUCUUUCCAACAAACAAGCACAGAAAUUGUUGCAGCUUAUCUGUUAUCCUCACAGCAUUAAAGAAUGUGCAGAAGGGGACAGUCCUCAGAGACAACACAUCAAGCGCAUUCUUCAGAAUCUAGACCAGUGGACUCUCAGGCAGUCGUGGUUGGAACUUCAGUUAAUGAUCAAACAGUGUUUGAAGGAACCUGGUUCUGGGUCUGUGGCUGAAAUGAACAGCUUGUUGGAUAAUAUUGCAAAGGCGACAAUAGAGGUGUUUCAGCAAUCCGCUGAUCUAAACAAUAACUCUUCUAACUCUGGUAUAGGCCUCUUCAAUCCAAACUCUCUUGGAAAUGCUGACACACAUAUUACAAGACAGAACUGUAAAAUGAUAUUCCUGAGCUCUUCUGAACGACAAGGUGUCUGGUUAGUCGCUCCCCUGAUUGCAAAGCUGCCGACAUCUGUUCAAGGCAGAGUCUUGAAAGCAGCUGGAGAAGAGCUAGAGAAAGGCCAGCACUUGGGAUCAUCUUCAAAGAAGGAGAGAGACAGGCAAAAACAGAAGAGUAUGUCUCUUCUGAGUCAGCAACCAUUCCUAUCUUUAGUACUUACUUGUCUCAAGGGACAGGAUGAGCAGCGUGAAGGGCUACUAACAUCUCUACAAAAUCAAGUUAAUCAGAUAUUAAGCAACUGGAGAGAAGAACGAUACCAGGAUGAUGUUAAAGCUAGACAAAUGAUGCAUGAAGCAUUACAACUCCGUCUUAAUUUGGUGGGUGGAAUGUUUGAUACAGUGCAAAGAAGUACUCAGUGGACCACAGACUGGGCCCUUCUACUCCUUCAGAUAAUAACAUCAGGAACAGUUGACAUGCAAACCAAUAAUGAAUUAUUUACCACGGUGCUUGACAUGCUGAGUGUGUUGAUCAAUGGAACUUUAGCUUCGGAUCUCUCAACUGCAUCUCAAAUGGGUUCUGAAGAGAACAAGAGAGCAUACAUGAAUUUGGUGAAAAAACUCAAAAAAGAACUAGGGGACAAAAGUUCAGAAAGUAUUGAUAAAGUUCGUCAGCUCCUGCCCUUGCCCAAACAGAUGUGUGACAUUAUUGCCUGUGAGCCUAUGGGAUCACUGAUUGAUACGAAGGGAAACAAAAUUGCUGGAUUUGACUCCAUAGAUAAGAAACAGGGGCUCCAGGUCUCAAUGAAACAGAAAGUAUCCCCAUGGGAUUUAUUGGAAGGCAAUAAGAAUCCUGCUCCAUUGUCUUGGGCUUGGUUUGGAACCGUUCGCAUUGAUAGGAAAGUAAUAAAAUACGAGGAGCAGCAGCACCUUCUGCUUUACCACACCCACCCUAAACCUAAGCCACGAAGUUACUACCUCGAACCUCUACCUCUUCCUCCUGAGGAGGAGGAGGAAGAGGAAGAACAGCCUACUACUCCUGAAUCUCAGGAACCGGAAAGAAAGUCAGCAGAGCUUUCAGAUCAGGGAAAACCUUCAGCUGAUGAAGAAAGAAAGGGGAAGGGCAGAAAAAGAAAGGCAAAAUCAGCUUCUAAAACUGAUGAGUAUCCUCAGAACAAUGGAUGUAGAAUGGCUCCUAAUUUUUCACCACUUUCUUCUCAAAUGAUGCAUCACCCCCAGUCUGCUUUGUGGGGCUACAAUGUUAUAGGACAACCCCAACAGACUGGUUACUUUGUCCAGAACCAGCCUCUUCCACCAGGUGGUUCCAGAUUGGAUCCCACAGGAUCCUUUGUCCCAAGCAACACAAAACAAGUGCUCUCUAACAUGCUGCAGAGACGUUCCAGCAAUAUGAUGCAGCCCCCAGCAAUUCACACUAUUACUUCUCAGCAGCAGCAGCAAUUGCUUCAAAUCAAGCUACUCCAGCAACAACAACAGCGGAUUCUAAGGCACCAGAGCCAGGCAAGGCCUUUCAAACAGGGUCCAACAAUUGAACAGGCUGCUAUUUUCGCUCAACAAGUCUGCCCUUCUUCUCAGCUAACACAAUAUCCAGGGAUACAGCAAUCACAGACAAUUCCUCAUGGCUAUACAAUGUAUAGUACUCAGAUGUCAAUGCAAUCUCAACAGACUGGGGGUAUAGUUCUUUCACCUACCUACAAUCCUAGAUCAUUCCAAGCAACUCAUUCCAGUCCAGUUCUAAUGGAAAGGCUAAGGCAGAUGCAACAGCAGCCAAGCGGGUACAUUCAUCAGCAAGCAGCUGCUUACCUUCAGCCUUUAGCAGGCAACCAGCGUUCAGUUCACCAGCCUUUGCAACAGAAUCACUUGGUUGGAGGGCCUCUGGAUGCGAUAUCAGCCACACCUUCCCAGGCAAACCUUUACUCAGUCCAGAUGUCUCAGGAACAGAUGAGACACAGACAACAGCAAAUUCGGCAACAAAGAUUCCUUCAGUUGCAGCAGCAGCAGCAGAAUCAGCAGCAAAUUAUUAGCCUUCAAGCAAUGCAGCCACAACAACAAUCUUUCUUCCCAAGGCAAGGUUUGCAGCAAACGCAGCAGCAACAACAGACAGCUGCUCUUGUCAGACAACUCCAAAAACAGCUGUCAAGUAACCAGCCACAACAAGGUGUGAAUCCAUACAGUCAUCCUUCACACUUCUGAAUCUGAAAGAUGCAAGGAAGACAAGGUGUUUGCACUGAAGAACAGGACAGCAGAAUUUGUUGCACUAAUUACUCCCGCCCCCCAUUUGUGUACGUGUGUUGCCAAUAAUGUGAAUAUGUAGGAACUAGGUGAUUUUAUUGUUGUUGUUUUGCCUAUAAGAAAUUACAAAUAUAUGAAUUAUGUGGGACUUAAUACUGUUGCUGCAAAAUAUAUGGAUUUGGUGCUUUAAGAAUUUUUUCAAGAGGAUGAAAACUCAAUUUCUUUUUGUGGAAGAUUUUUUUUUUUAAACCUUCUUUAUACUGCAGUGGACCAAACACUGACUAAAAAGGCACCUCUAUUUAUUUGUUUGUUUGUUUGUGUUUGUUUAUUAUUUAGUCAUGCAUGU